Fundulus heteroclitus (mummichog) is the source of this 7280-nucleotide messenger RNA. RefSeq names its product mucin-2-like. Gene Ontology annotation, cellular component: extracellular matrix. Gene Ontology annotation, molecular function: protein binding. The record is from RefSeq and is a predicted model, not a curated record. The transcript is spliced from 43 exons. Bases 1 to 7149 code for a protein of 2382 amino acids. Lineage: Eukaryota; Metazoa; Chordata; Actinopteri; Cyprinodontiformes; Fundulidae.
AUGAGGUGGAGAUCUGUGUUGUGGAGUUUCCUGGCUUUAUCAGUCACCAGUCUCCCUGAGGCCCAAUCCAGGCUGGUUCGCAACCAUGUCAGCAGCAUCUGCAGCACAUGGGGCAGAGAGCACUUCAAGACCUUUGACGGUGAUGUGUACCAGUUUCCCGGAAUGUGUGAGUACAACCUGGUCUCCGACUGCCACGAGUCCCAUCAGGGCUUCUCGGUGCACAUAAAGAGGAAAGAAAAGGACGGAGGCCCAACCAUCAGUUACUUGGCGGUCACCAUCAAUGAACAUCUGUUUCACCUCAGCAAGAGCAAGAUCACUGUCAACUAUGAGGAAGUCGCUCUACCUUAUCACAAGGGAGGGGUGCAAGUGGAAAACAAUGCUGUUUACAUCAAGCUUCAGUCCAAAGUGGGAUUCACGAUCAUGUGGAACAGAGAUGAUGCAGUAAUGGUGGAAAUCGAUAAUGACUUUGCAAACCAGACUUGUGGCCUUUGUGGAGACUUCAAUGGUGUUCCAGUCUACAAUGAGUUCAUUCAUAAUGGUCGCAAAAUCAGCCCCAUCGAGUUUGGCAACAAGCACAAAACCCAUCGCCCAAACGAUGACUGUGAGGACCCCUAUGAAGAGGAAGAGGAAUUGCUGGAGACUGCGACUGUCUCAGAUUCCUGCAAGAAAUUUCAAACCACCUGUGAACAAACGUUUCUGUCAAAGUCCUGGAGCUCAUGCACUCAACUGAUUAAACCUGAAGCUUACAUCCAGGCAUGUGUGAAGGACAUGUGUGGCUGUACCAAUGACAGUACCAAUGACUUCUGUGUCUGCAGCACACUGUCUGAGUUUUCUCGACAGUGCUCCCAUGCAGGAGGACAGCCCCCCAACUGGAGGACCCCUCAGUUCUGUGCCAAACAGUGUCCUUACAACAUGGUAUUUGAGGAAAGCGGUUCCCCUUGCAUGGAUACUUGCACACAUCAGGACACAAGCUCACUCUGUGAGGACCACAAAAUGGACGGCUGCUUCUGUCCUUCUGGAACUGUGUUUGAUGAUCUUUCUGAGAGAGGCUGCAUUCCUCAGUCUGAAUGUCAGUGCAAGCACGACAAAAUCUACAACCCUGGAGAGGUUUUCCGACAACAUCGGGAGGAAUGCACAUGCUUUGAGGGCAUAUGGGAUUGUAUCAGUCUUGAAACACCUGCUACCUGCGCAAUUGAAGAAGGUUCACAUUUCACUACUUUUGAUGGGAAAACCUUCACCUUUCAUGGAGAAUGUUACUACACUCUGGCAAAGGACAAAGCAAGCCCAAAAUUUACCCUCCUGGCCCAGUUGGUGCCCUGUGCUCACCAAGAGUAUGACACAUGCCUGAAGGCCCUUAAAAUCCUGCUAAACAAUGACAAAAACAAUGUACUAACGUUCACCUCCGAUGGUGCAGUCAAGCAGAACAUGCAGACUGUCACUUUACCAUUCAACUCCGGAGACAUCAGCAUUUUCCACGCCUCAUCCUUUCACAUCAUGCUGCAGACCCGAUUUGGGUUGCAGAUUCAAAUUCAGCAUGUCCCUCUCAUGCAAGUCUACAUCAGCCUGGAGCAAAGCUACCGAUCAAAGACACGUGGUUUAUGUGGGAACUUCAACAUGAUCCUGAAUGAUGACAUGAAGACCCCUCAAGGGAUCGUGGAGGGAACUGCAGCAAUGUUCAGUAACUCUUGGAAGGCCAACCUCAUGUGCUCAGACAGAGAGGAAAGACUUGAUGACCCAUGUUCCCUCAAUUUGGAAAAUGAGUUGUACGCCAAACAUUGGUGCUCCUUACUUCUGAGCCCAGACAGCGCAUUCGGCAAGUGCAGAUCAGCGGUGGAUCCUGAGGUGUUUUACAAGCGAUGCAUCUACUCCACCUGUAGUUGUGAGAAGAGCGAGGCCUGUUUGUGUGCUGUCUUCUCCUCUUAUGCCCGAACUUGUGCAGAAAAGGGAGUCUUCCUGACAAACUGGAGGGAGGGUGUGUGUGAGACGUACACAAAGAGCUGCCCUGCAUCUCAGACCUUCUCUUACACACAUCAAAGAUGCCAGCUGACGUGCAGAUCUUUGGGCUCUGAGCUGCAGAGCUGCACCUCGGACUUCUUGCCCGUCGACGGCUGCUCUUGUGCUGAGGGUCUCUAUUUGAAUGAAAAUGGCCUUUGUGUCCCGAAGAAGAAAUGUUCCUGCUACCAUAACGGCAUUUUCGUCAAGCCAGGAAAGUCCAUCAACAUCCGAGAUGAGCACUGGAUUAUACGGAGUGCGAGUCUGGCUGUCGGUGUCCUGAUGGCCUCCUCGAAGACGAAUAAAUGUGGCAACAAAACUGUCGAGAACAACUUUGGAGUUAUCACAGAAAAUGUACCGUGUGGCUCUACGGGCACCACCUGCUCCAAAACUGUCAGAAUUCAACUCGGGCGAACAGAAAUCAAACUAAUGAAGGGCAAAUAUGAAGAGGAAGACCUGGGACAGGGUCCCCUGAUUCAGUAUAGAGUAAGGAGAGUCGGCUUGUACCUGGUGGUAGAAUCUAAUAUCGGCCUGGCAGUGAUGUGGGAUCGCAAAACAACUGUUCGGAUUCUACUGGAGCCACAGCAUAGUGGUGAAGUGUGUGGCCUGUGUGGAAAUUUUGAUGGAGAUGGACUGAACGACUUCACCACCCAGGGUCAGCUGGUGGUGAGCAACGCGUUAGAGUUUGCAAACAGCUGGAAAGUCUCCAGCACAUGCCCAGAUGUGGAAGAAAAUGUGGAUUCAUGUGCAGCUGCACCCACGAGGCAUCACUGGGCAAAAAUGAUGUGCAGCAUUGUAACAGGAACGACAUUCAAAGACUGCCACCACAAGGUUGAUCCCCUUCCCUUCUAUGAAAAUUGUGUGAAAGACUCAUGUGCCUGUGACACUGGAGGAGACUGUGAGUGUUUCUGCUCAGCUGUAGCAGCCUACGCUCAGGCUUGUAAUGAGGCUGGUGUUUGUGUUGCAUGGAGAACCCCAGACAUCUGUCGGUGUUAUCCUGUAUGCCCAGAAGACAAACCCAUUUUUGAUGAGAAGAAUCAAACAUGCGUGGAAGAAUGUCCCUAUUGCUUGUACAAUGGGACUAUAUAUGAAGAUAAUGAUGUGGUUUACAAUGUCACAGAUGACAUGGGAAUGUGCUAUUAUGCAAUCUGCAUUAAUUCAACAGUGAUACACACAAGUGAACCCUGUACAAUGAGCACCACACCAACUUCCUCAACUGGACCAACGACCCCCAAAGCUACACCUUCUGCGACAACACCCCCUACAACAACCCCAGAACCAACCACCACCAAACAAGCUACACUUCCAUCAACCCUAACCCCUACAGUAACACCAGAACCAUCCACCUCCACAAAAGCCACACCUACGCCUACACAACCACCUACACCUCCCCCAACAACAACCCAAGAGACAACCACAACCACAAAGGCUACUCCUACACAAUCAUCUACACCAUCUCUAGAUAUAACCACAACCAAAAAAGUUACCCAUCCACCUACACCUCCCCCAACAACCCCAGAGCCACCCACAACCACAAAACCUACACCUACACAACCACCUACAACAUCUCCAGAAGCCAAGCACAACCACAAAGGCUACACCUACACAACCACCUACACCACCUCUAGAUAUUAUAACAACAACCAAAAAAGUUACCCAUCCACCUACACCUCCCCCAACAACCCCAGAGCCACCCACAACCACAAAACCUACACCUACACAACCAACAACAACCCCAGAGCCAUCCACCGCCACAGAAACUACUCCUCCAAUUACCGCACCUCUUAUAACUUCAGUCACAACCCCAUGCAUACCAACUUCAUCAACCACAAAAUCUUUUCCACCCACACCUCCUCCAACAACAACCCCAGAGCCAACCACAAAGGCUACAUCUACACAACCACCUACCCCACCUCCAGAGAGUCACCCACAACUGAAAAAGGUUACCCAUCCAACCCACCUCCUCCAACAACAACCCCAGAGCCAACCACAAAGGCUACAUCUACACAACCACCUACCCCACCUCCAGAGUCACCCACAACUGAAAAAGUUACCCAUUCACCCACACCUCCUCCAAUAACAACAACAACAACCCCAGAGCCAAGCACAACCACAAAGGCUACACCUACAAAACCACCUACCCCACCUCCAGAGCCAACCACAACUGAAAAAGUUACCCAUCCACCCACACCUCCUCCAACAACAACCCCAGAGUCAACCACUACCACAAAAGCUACACCUACACAACCACCUACCCCACCUCCAGAGUCACCCACAACUGAAAAAGUGACCCAUUCACCUACACCUCCCCCAACAACAACCCCAGAGCCAAGCACAACCACAAAGGCUACACCUACACAACCACCUACCCCACCUCCAGAGCCAACCACAACUGAAAAAGUUACCCAUCCACCCACACCUCCUCCAACAACAACAACCCCAGAGCCAACCACUACCACAAAGGCUCCACCUACACAACCACCUACACCACCUUCAGAAUCACCCACAACCACAAAAGUGACCCAUCCACCUACACCUUCCCCAACAACAACCCUAGAGCCAACCACAACAAUAAAACCUGCAUUCACUGGCCCUCCAUUAUCAACCGAGUCCUUCUCCACUGAAGAACAAGAAAAACAUACAACCGAAUUGUCUGGAACUACACCAUCAACAAAAACUACACAAAGUACCACAACAGAGUGCUUUUGUAUUUUUAAUGGCACAAUUUAUCAGCCAGGGGAGGUAAUAUUUCUUAUGCACCACAUUGGAUCAGGCAUUUGUCUCACUAUGAUUUGUUCUGAUGUUUGUGAGAUCCAUAACAACACUGAAAUGUGUGGGAGCACUUUAGCACCAACACCCACACCUUCUCCCACACCCUACAGACCUACUUGUGAGGAGUGGGGUGUUGAACAAAAUGAGACCUUUGUCUUGUGCAACUGCACCAUGGCAAUAUGCAUUGAGAACAACACAAUUGAAAUAAUUCCAUAUGAGUGUCCACCAAUCCAGAACAUAACUUGUGCCAAUGGAAAGAAACCAGUUCUUUCUUAUGAUGAGUACGGAUGCUGCCAACAAUAUGUUUGUGACUGUGUAUGUGAAGGCUGGGGAGAUCCUCAUUACAUCACAUUCGAUGGGUUAUACUAUAGUUAUCAAGGAAACUGCACUUAUAUUUUGAUGGAGGAGGUUACAGCAAAAUAUCAUCUAAAGAUAUAUGUUGACAAUGUAUUUUGUGAUCCCACUGAAGAUGUUUCUUGUCCAAGAUCAUUAACUAUAGCAUAUGGAUUUCAAGUUAUCACACUUAUCAAUCAUAACCUCAUUGGAGCUCCAAAAUUAGAGGCAUUACAAAAUGGUGAAAGACUGAAACUACCCUAUUCACAACAAAGCAUUAAGGUCAUGAGUUCAGGGAUUAACUUGAUUUAUGAGAUCCCUCGGCUGAAUGUGGUCAUUACAUUUGGAAUGACUGGUUUUGCUGUCAACCUUCCAUAUAAGUACUUUGGCAACAACACACAGGGUCACUGUGGGACAUGCACCAACAAUCAGGCCGAUGACUGCAGGCUGCCAACAGGCGAACUGGUGGGAAAUUGUGCUGUGAUGGCAGACUAUUGGCCAGCGAAUGAUAUUUAUCAACCUAAUUGCCCAACGCCACCUGUAGUACCCACUAAUGUCCCAGAGCCACCUCUAGAACCAACUCCAUGCACUCCAGAUUCUAGUUGUGAUCUGCUUAAGAGCAGUGUUUUUGCAGAAUGUCAUCCAUUGGUUUCCCCAGAGAAUUUCUACAAAGGUUGCGUUUUUGAUAGCUGCCACCUGUCGAACCCUAUUGUGGAGUGCACAAGUUUGCAGGCAUAUGCUGCUGCCUGUGCUCAGGCUGGAAUUUGCAUCCACUGGAGAAACCACACCAAAGUUUGUGCUAGUGAUUGCCCACCUGACAAAGUCUAUAAGCCUUGUGGUCCUGCAGAACAGGCAACUUGUGAAGACAAUCCUAACGAACAAAUCACAAAGUUUGUUACUGAGGGAUGCUUCUGCCCUGACGGAAUGAAGCUUUUCAACAAAGAAUCGGGAAUAUGUGUUGAAAAGUGUGGAUGUCUUGAUCCUGAGGGCAUUCCUCGUGAGUUUAAUGAGAGAUUUGAGUACAAAUGUCAGGACUGCAUAUGUGACGAGCCUACCAAAACUGUGAUUUGCAAACCUAAGACAUGCCCUGCACCACCCACUGCUAACUGUACUGCUCCAGGGUUCAUUGUUGUGAACCAAACAAGCUCUGUGGAUCCCUGCUGCUUUGUCUACGUUUGUAAAUGCCAAAUCAACACCUGCCCAGUAAACAGCAUGAACUGUCCAGUUGGGUACAAGCCAGUCGUCAGCGUUCCAGAGGGAAAAUGCUGUCCAGAACAUACAUGUGAGCCUAAACGAGUUUGUGUCCACAAGGAUGUUGAAUACCAGCCCAAUUCCAAAGUUCCUGCAAAUGAAUGCCAGGACUGUACCUGCACCAACGAGGUCGACACGAAUUCCGGUCUAUUUAAAAUAGUGUGUGAGUUUCAGCAAUGUAAAGAAACCUGUGACCUGGGAUAUGAAUACGUGGAAACUAACUCCUAUGACUGCUGUGGAAAGUGUGUCCAGAAACAAUGUGUCCUGAAUUUGAAUGGAACCAAGCAGCUCUUGAAUGAAGGUGAAACGUGGUCACCCGCUGGAAACAUGUGUGAGCACUACACCUGCAUGAGGAGUGGGGACGCACUAACAGCCCUAAGUUCACACAUCGUUUGCCCACCUUUCCAACAAAGCAACUGCCAUCCUGACACAAUUCAAACCGCAGCAGAUGGCUGUUGUAAAAUCUGUGUGGAGAAAGACAAAGCCUGCAAGCUGGUGAGCAUGAAAACUCGAGUUACGCGCUAUGGCUGCCAAUCUGAACGCGAGGUGGAAAUGCCAUACUGUGAAGGAUCUUGCAACACAUUCACCAAGUACUCUGAAGCUUCAGCUGCUAUGGAGCAUUCCUGCUCCUGCUGUAAGGAAACACGCUCCAGCAAUCGCACCGUUGACUUGCUGUGCUUGAAUGGAGACAAGGUCUCCCACACCUACAUGUAUGUGGAGGAGUGUGGCUGUGGCAACACAGAGUGCACCCCAACAGCAGCUCUGCGUGCUCGCAGAAAGCGAAGCUUGACCCUGCUGUGACGCAGUCUGUUGUAACAUCACUGAAGGAUAGAAGUGUUUCAACUUGUAGCAGUCUGGCUACAAUAUUAGAAAGUAAUUUGCCACUGAAGUGGCGUAUUUAUCAUUGAAUCAAAUAAAAAGAUGCAACUCAG